Messenger RNA from Cornus florida, 2568 nucleotides. RefSeq names its product probable methyltransferase PMT14. Gene Ontology annotation, cellular component: trans-Golgi network; endosome; cytoplasm. Bases 380 to 2218 code for a protein of 612 amino acids. The transcript is spliced from 7 exons. Gene Ontology annotation, molecular function: methyltransferase activity. NCBI's taxonomy places the organism in Eukaryota, Viridiplantae, Streptophyta, Magnoliopsida, Cornales, Cornaceae. The record is from RefSeq and is a predicted model, not a curated record.
AACAAUGAAAAAAACGAUGAGAGAGAGUCCCCUGUGACCUGGCCUCCUCUUCCUCACACUCACCCCAUCCGCCUCCCAAUCUACUGUAAAUUUCCUUUCCUACACCGACACUCCUAUUACCCCACUCCUCUCUCUCUGUAUAUAUCUAUAUAUAGAUAUAUAUACACAAACUCACGCACAUAUAUACCUCUAUGUUGAUAGUUUAUAACAAGAAAGUAUCUCUCUACAUUUUGGCACACACUCACGCAUGCUGCUCUCUUUCUCACACACAAACUCAGUGUUGAGGCUACUUGGUUAAAGCUUGGCCUCAGAUCGCCUAUUUCCACCAUUCAAGAGCUCUCAUUAUCAGUGAGCAUCUGUGUGCUAUUGUAAGCUUAUUAUGGGCUCUAAGCAUAAUUCAUCGGGCAACAGAGCACGAAGCCCAGUGUCAAUAUUUGUUGUACUUGGUCUUUGCUGUUUCUUUUAUUUACUUGGAGCAUGGCAAAAGAGUGGUUUCGGAAAGGGAGAUAGUAUAGCCUUGGAACUAACUAAGCAAACAGACUGCAAUGUCAUUUCCACUCUGAACUUUGAACCUCAGCACAAUGAAAUUGCGAUAGUUGAAUCUUCUGAGCCAAAAGCCAAAGUGUUUAAGCCAUGUGAUAUGAAAUACACUGAUUAUACUCCUUGUCAAGAACAAGACCGAGCUAUGACCUUCCCAAGGGAAAAUAUGAUAUACAGAGAAAGACAUUGUCCUCCAGAAGAAGAGAAGUUGCAUUGUCUUAUCCCAGCACCCAAAGGAUAUACAACUCCAUUUUCCUGGCCAAAAAGCCGUGACUAUGUCUACUAUGCUAAUGUUCCUCACAAAAGCUUGACAGUUGAGAAGGCCGUCCAGAACUGGGUACAGUUUCAGGGUAACGUAUUCAAAUUUCCAGGUGGAGGAACAAUGUUCCCUCAUGGUGCAGAUGCGUAUAUUGAUGAACUUGCAUCAGUGAUUCCAAUUGCAGAUGGCUCUGUCAGAACGGCUCUGGAUACUGGUUGUGGAGUUGCAAGUUGGGGUGCUUACUUGCUGAAAAGAAAUGUGUUGACUAUAUCAUUUGCACCAAAGGAUAAUCACGAAGCACAGGUACAGUUUGCAUUGGAGCGGGGUGUGCCUGCUUAUAUUGGUGUUCUUGGAUCAAUACGUCUUCCGUUCCCAUCAAGAGCAUUUGAUAUGGCUCAAUGCUCGCGGUGUCUAAUACCGUGGACAUCAAAUGAAGGGAUGUACCUAAUGGAAGUUGAUCGAGUUCUCAGACCUGGUGGAUACUGGAUCUUGUCUGGCCCUCCAAUUAAUUGGAAGACCUACUACCAAACAUGGAAACGGUCUAAGGAGGAUCUCAAGGCAGAGCAAAGAAAGAUUGAAGAGCUGGCUGAAAAUCUUUGCUGGGAAAAGAAGUACGAGAAAGGAGAUAUUGCCAUCUGGCAAAAAAAAGUAAAUGCCAAAUCCUGCCAAAGGAAGUCGGCAAAUAUAUGUGAUUCCAUGGAUACUGAUGAUGUCUGGUACAAGAAAAUGGACACAUGCAUCACCCCCUUCCCAGAGGUUGCCUCUGCUAGUGAAGUAGCAGGAGGGGAUUUACAAAAAUUCCCAGCUAGAUUGUUUGCAAUUCCUCCCCGAAUAGCUAAGGGGUUUGUUUCGGGAGUCACAGUCGAAUCUUAUCAAGAGGAUAAUAAACUGUGGAAAAAACAUGUAACCACUUACAAAAGGAUCAAUAAAUUGAUUGGCACUACAAGAUAUCGUAACAUAAUGGAUAUGGAUGCAGGCCUCGGAAGUUUUGCAGCAGCACUCGAAUCACCAAAAUUAUGGGUGAUGAAUGUUGUGCCUACUAUUGCUACGGACACUUUAGGUGUAAUUUAUGAGAGAGGUCUUAUUGGCAUAUAUCAUGACUGGUGUGAAGGUUUUUCUACAUAUCCAAGGACAUAUGACCUCAUUCAUGCCAGUGGUGUAUUUAGCUUGUACGAAAACAAGUGCAAAUUUGAAGACAUCCUUCUAGAGAUGGAUCGUAUUUUGCGGCCUGAAGGGUCGGUCAUCUUUCGAGAUGGAGUUGAUGUUCUUAACAAGGUGAAGAAAAUCGCUGGAGGCAUGAGAUGGGAUAUGAAAUUGAUGGAUCAUGAGGACGGUCCCUUUGUUCCCAAGAAGAUUUUGGUUGCUGUGAAGCAGUAUUGGGUUGGCAGCGGAGAGAACACCACCUCUAACGACGAGUAAACCAUGUCAUUAGAUGGGAAUUAACCUGAAAACAACACUACAACACACUGGAAAUGAACUGCUCUGGGUGGAAGAAUUCUAGGGUUUAUCAGUGAUGGCAUCUAUGAGUGGAUUUUCCGAACAGUGAACACCAACCAAAAGAAGUACCUUUGGAUCGUCGUUGUUGAUCUGGUGCGUUUGUGAAAUUUUAUCCUAGGUGAUGUUUUUUAAUGUGAUUGUGGAGGGUGGCGGAAUAGAAUGUGUAGCUUCCCAAAUAAUUAGGAAAUGAUUGUUACGGUCAUAAUAACAAAUUAUGAAGUUAAUGGAGAUACUUUUUGAUUGAAUACAAAGUGAAGAUAUUUAAAUUUUUA